Strigops habroptila (Kakapo) is the source of this 5127-nucleotide messenger RNA. RefSeq names its product NEDD4 like E3 ubiquitin protein ligase (gene NEDD4L). Gene Ontology annotation, biological process: ubiquitin-dependent protein catabolic process; regulation of dendrite morphogenesis. The record is from RefSeq and is a predicted model, not a curated record. Lineage: Eukaryota; Metazoa; Chordata; Aves; Psittaciformes; Psittacidae. The transcript has 28 exons. The coding region runs from base 138 to 3893 and encodes 1251 amino acids. Gene Ontology annotation, molecular function: ubiquitin protein ligase activity; protein binding; sodium channel inhibitor activity.
GGGCUAUUUGUGCUAUCUGUCGCUCGCAGGGCUGCAGUGCUAACGGGGCAAGCAGGUUGGCAGAUGGGCCCCUUGCUUCUCUGCUUGGCUUUUAACUUGGGGCAGUGCUGGUCUCCUCGUCUCCUCACUGGCAAAGCAUGGCCCAUCGCCUCCGCUUGCAUUUUGGCUCGGCGAGAAGCAACACGGCCCCCGAGUCGGAGAUCCUCGCCCGCGAGAGAGAAGAGGAUUUCUUCAUGGCAUUCCACACUCUGCCAAGGAGAAGCAGCCCUCACGCCUUGGCCCGCCACGCAGCAGAUGAUGGUGGUGGGAGGGAUGUGCAGGAAGUGGGCUCCCUCAAAAGGAGCACAUCCAUGUUCAUCCCCCAGCUGCUGAGCGCUGUGGAUGCGCGUCCAACCAGGAGCUCCUCCAUGCAGAUCUCCCUCCAGCGCUCGGCUGCCAACGGCUGCAUGGAAUCUCCUCAGGAAUCUCCUGAGGAAACGCUUCCUUGUAAACCCCAUGUGGAAACCCAUCCUUCUUCUCCAGAGGGCACCCCGGAAAAUUCCCCUCCCAGGCUGCUGGAAGCCGUGGGACAAGGAAUUAAUGGAACAGUUUGCUGUAAUCGCAGGGUAUUCCGUACUCUUCCUCCCAAGCAGCAGAGCGAGGAUGCUUCAGCAGCUUCCCAAGGAGAUGAGGCAGCUUCAGCUUUAAACAUCAGUGGUGUGAGGAUUCAGCAUCGGGCUUCAAGCACAGACAUGCCUCAGGUUACUCUACUCCCCUUUGGUCCUGAGGCUGGAAAUAACAUUCCCGAACCCCGGCGCUGGUCCCUGCAGCAUGUGCCUGAUAUGGGAGCAACCGCAGGGAAGAAGCUCUUUGUGCUCCAGUUACAGCAGCCACACACGAGUGGCACAGGAGGUGAAUACAACUUUGGCUUUACUGGCACAAAAGGGGACAGGCUGGUGCGGUACCCUCGGAUCCGGCUGGAAAGGAGCACUUCCCACCCCAUCCCGCCUCCAGCAGAAGAAGGGAAGCCCGUGGAUGGUGGCUUGAGUUCGGAAGCGCCCAGGAACAGCUCUGACACCUCUCAGAGCACAAAGGAACGGCUUCCUCAGGGAUGUCUCUUCAAAAUCAGACCAGAGCAGAAGCACUUCCGCAUUCUUGUCACCCGGGGUCCUGAGGAACAGGCUCAGGGGCUUGGCCAGGAGGGUCCUGCACCAACCAGCACCACAACCAGAGACGACUUCCUGGGUCAGGUGGAUGUGCCCCUCAGUCACCUCCCGACUGAAGACCCCACCAUGGAAAGACCAUACACCUUUAAGGACUUCCUGCUCAGACCAAGAAGCCACAAGUCUCGUGUAAAGGGCUUCUUGAGGCUGAAGAUGGCCUACAUGCCUAAGAACGGUGGCCAGGAGGAGGACAGCAGUGAUCAAAGGGAUGACUCUGAGCAUGGAUGGGAUGUGGUUGAUUCCAGUGACUCCGCAUCUCAACGCCAGGAGGAGUUACCACCUCCUCCGCUGCCUCCUGGGUGGGAAGAGAAGGUGGACAACCUGGGCAGGACUUACUACGUCAACCAUAACAACAGGACUACCCAGUGGCAUCGACCAAGCUUGAUUGACGUGGGCUCCGAGUCAGACAACAACAUCAGGCAGAUCAACCAGGAGGCUGCCCAUCGGCGGUUCCGCUCUCGGAGGCACAUCAGUGAGGACCUGGAGCCAGAGCCAAUGGAGAGUGGAGACAUUCCUGAGCCUUGGGAAACCAUUUCAGAGGAGGCAAGUGCAAGUGGAGAUUCCCUAAGCUUGUCAUUGCCACCUCCUCCUGCAUCUCCAGUGUCCCGUCCCAGUCCUCAGGAGCUUUCUGAGGAACUGAGCAGAAGACUGCAGGUCACUCCUGAUUCCAAUGGGGAACAACUCAGUUCUUUGAUUCAAAGGGAUCCUACUUCAAGAUUAAGAUCCUGCAGCGUAACGGACACAGUUGCUGAACAGUCUCAGCUCUCCUUGGAGAGUGGUCCAGCGAGGAGAGCUCGUUCUUCAACUGUCACAGGGGGUGAGGAGCCAACGCCCUCCGUGGCCUAUGUCCACACCACCCCAGGCCUCCCAUCGGGCUGGGAAGAGCGGAAGGAUGCCAAGGGCAGGACCUACUACGUCAACCACAACAACCGAACCACCACGUGGACACGGCCCAUCAUGCAGCUGGCAGAAGAUGGGAUGGUGGGGUCAGGAGCCAACAGCAGCAACCACCUCAGUGAACCCCAGAUCAGGCGGCCCCGCAGCCUCAGCUCACCCACCGUGACCCUCUCUGCUCCACUGGAGGGUAUGAAGGACUCCCCGGUGCGCAGGGCGGUGAAGGACACCCUCUCCAACCCCCAGUCUCCACAGCCCUCCCCUUACAACUCCCCUAAACCACAACAUAAAGUUGCUCAAAGCUUCCUCCCGCCUGGCUGGGAGAUGCGGAUAGCGCCCAACGGCCGGCCCUUCUUCAUUGACCACAACACCAAAACCACCACGUGGGAGGACCCAAGGCUGAAAUUCCCAGUGCAUUUGAGAUCAAAAGCAUCUUUGAACCCAAAUGAUUUGGGCCCUCUUCCUCCUGGUUGGGAGGAAAGAAUACACCUGGAUGGAAGAACGUUCUAUAUAGACCAUAGAAGCCAGGUGUUGAUUUGUGGAGACAUUGAUACCAGAGACUUAGUGCCCUCGUACGAUAAUAAGAUCACCCAGUGGGAAGACCCCAGGCUUCAGAACCCAGCCAUUACUGGUCCAGCAGUUCCCUACUCCAGGGAGUUCAAACAGAAGUAUGACUAUUUCCGGAAGAAGUUGAAGAAACCAGCCGAUAUCCCGAACCGCUUUGAGAUGAAACUCCACAGAAAUAACAUCUUUGAGGAGUCCUACAGAAGAAUCAUGUCUGUGAAGAGACCUGACGUGCUCAAAGCCAGGCUCUGGAUUGAGUUUGAGUCCGAGAAAGGACUUGACUAUGGAGGGGUGGCCAGAGAGUGGUUUUUCCUCUUGUCCAAGGAGAUGUUUAACCCUUAUUACGGUCUCUUUGAGUAUUCAGCAACGGACAACUACACACUUCAGAUUAAUCCUAAUUCAGGUCUCUGUAAUGAAGAUCACUUGUCCUACUUCACCUUCAUCGGCCGCGUGGCUGGGCUGGCCGUGUACCACGGCAAGCUCCUGGAUGGCUUCUUCAUCAGACCUUUCUACAAGAUGAUGCUGGGGAAACCAAUAACUCUGAAGGACAUGGAGUCAGUGGACAGUGAAUACUACAACUCCUUGAAGUGGAUCCUGGAAAACGACCCUACGGAGCUGGAUCUCAUGUUCUGCAUCGAUGAGGAGAACUUUGGCCAGACAUAUCAAGUGGACCUGAAGCCCAACGGCUCCGAAAUCAUGGUGACGAAUGAGAACAAGCGGGAGUACAUCGACCUGGUCAUCCAGUGGAGGUUUGUGAACAGAGUGCAGAAGCAGAUGAAUGCUUUCCUGGAGGGAUUCACAGAGCUGCUGCCUAUCGAUCUGAUUAAGAUUUUUGAUGAAAAUGAACUCGAGCUGCUGAUGUGCGGCCUCGGCGACGUGGAUGUCAAUGACUGGAGACAACACACCAUCUACAAGAACGGCUACUGCCCCAACCACCCUGUCAUCCAGUGGUUCUGGAAGGCUGUUCUGCUGAUGGAUGCUGAGAAACGGAUCCGGCUGCUGCAGUUCGUCACGGGGACCUCACGUGUGCCUAUGAAUGGAUUUGCUGAACUCUAUGGUUCAAAUGGUCCUCAGCUGUUUACAAUAGAGCAAUGGGGAAGUCCUGAUAAACUGCCCAGAGCUCACACAUGCUUUAAUCGCCUCGACUUACCUCUCUAUGAAUCCUUUGAAGACCUGCGGGAGAAGCUCCUGAUGGCGGUGGAGAACGCGCAAGGCUUUGAAGGAGUGGAUUAGCUGUCCCGCCUCUCCCUGCACUCACUCUGCUUGGCCCGAGGGCCCGUGGUGACUCUGGCACAGCCGUGCCCGGCGCUGCCUCACGGAGCAAACCCUGCGGGGUCCCACUCCAGGAGUUGAACUGUGCCCUGGGGGGGCCGGCCCCGUGCCAUGGACUGAGGCCGGUCCAGCAGGACUUGCUCUAUUUAUGUUGUGCCUCUGUAGGCAAAGCCCUUAAUAAAUAUUUUACAUAAUUUCUAAUGGCAAUGAAUGGGAUUAAUCCUUUUCCAGGUAUAGUAUUCCAGCUCAUGUUUACUUUUCCAUUGAUUUAGCCAGUUUCAGAUUUUAUUUCCUUACAAUUAAAUAUCAUCUACUUGGACAACUGAGCAUUUUUCUUAAUUUCAUACCAGACUGGAGGCCAGUGGCAUUCUCUCAAAGCACACUUUGAGCCUCGUGUUCCCCAACCAUGAAGGAGGUAGGAAGAGGCUGGGAAGCUCCUCGACGUGGCUGCGUGGCGAGAGCAACUCCUCCCUGAGCACAGCAGUGUUUUCCUGGCUCCAGAAGCACGGACUGGACAUUGCAUUGUGUAUAAAUAUGGGGCUGGUUCCAGGCAGGGGAGCACCACACACACCAUAGCAUGCCAAAUCUCAUGUCCAGUAACCAAACUGCUGCACCACUGGUAAUACAUACAUGUACUAUAACUACUAUGUGGGGUAGGGUUGGCAUCAAGCAUUUCAGGUGCUGAACCCUGGCCUUACCUUUGUACAGUGGUUCUGUAUCUCCCUUCCCAGGCGUUUUGGAUGGAUCCUGGCACUGUGGGAUUUGGCACUAUGGAAAACCAACCUGUUUGGCUCAGCUCUGGACGUGUUUGCUCCCAACAGCUAAACACCACCGGGGCUGGGUUUGUUUGGAACUGCACCGACUCUAAAGGCACUUUAUGUAAUCCAUGGAAAGUCAUAUCUGGUUUUAUCAGCACAUUAAUGUGAUUCUGUUCCUCACUGCACAUGUCUCUCUGGUGCAAUAUCUAUCACUUGUGAACUUGGCUGCUGCUGCUGCUGUAUAAAGGAAAACCCCAGCUGUAGAGCUGAGCCUGCAGACAUGGUUUUGUGAUUUCUUUUUUACUUAAUCACAAAGAUUUAUUUACUAUACUCUGCUAUCUCUCUCCUCCAUUUUGUUACCUCUGCCAUGUUGCAUGCCUGAACUAUACUGUCUGAGUUGCAUCUCUUUUGUGACGGAUUAAAAGUGACGAUUCCUA